Messenger RNA from Protopterus annectens (West African lungfish), 2102 nucleotides. RefSeq names its product CRK like proto-oncogene, adaptor protein (gene CRKL). The record is from RefSeq and is a predicted model, not a curated record. NCBI's taxonomy places the organism in Eukaryota, Metazoa, Chordata, Ceratodontiformes, Protopteridae. Gene Ontology annotation, molecular function: protein binding. Gene Ontology annotation, biological process: positive regulation of ERK1 and ERK2 cascade.
ACGUGCCUUGCGCAGUGACAUCAAAACGCGUCGAGUGGGUGUAGGACAGCGAGGUGGAGCCCUUGUCGCCAUUCUUAUACUUUUUAUGUGAUGUGAAUAAAACGGAACUGAAGUACAAACGCAUUAGGGAAACAGUACGGCGGGACAAAUUGUUGUGAACGUCAUAAGUAUUGUAAGAGUGGGGAAAACAACUUCCCAAUAUAUUGGCGGGAUAAAACGCAUUUUAUAUGCAUCGCAGUUUUCUGUGUUUUUUUUUUGUGAAAUACAGUUUGUUGUGUAGUAGACAGGUUGUUACUGCUGUGCUCGCGAGCGUGUGAAGUCUGCUGCUGUUCCCGCAGAGUAGCGUGAAGGGGAAAUAGACAUUUUUGACGGGCAUUUGUGAAGGAGUCAAGUUCUCGUUUGGGUAGUAGGGGGGCCUGUGUUUUUUAAUAGGAGAUGAAAGGGCUUGUGACCUUCUUCUGUAAUGCUCUGAGUGUUUGUGCCGUGGGGACAGGCGGCGCCUAGGAGCUGAAGCCGCUCUCUGGAGCGACAGGCCAUCUCCCUGGAUUGUGGUAUUGAGGCAUUCUUAUUGGCACGGAAUACUGGCAUUUUUGAAGGGGCAACAGGAUCUCAAACCCACCCGUUUGCUCUGUUGUUGAAGUGCACGGCGGCAUGAGAAAAGGUGGAUACCUACGAGGACAUUAUUCUCCCAUACUUUGACGUAGGCUCACCCCACUGCGGCACUGUCCCUCUCAUUUGGGCUAAGUGCGUUUACUGGACUUCUGUGUUCUUCUACAAGUUUUAAAUUUGGGUUCAGUGGUCCAUUGUAAUCACAGAUGUCUUCGGCCCGGUUCGAUUCAUCUGACAGGUCUAGCUGGUACUUUGGUCCAGUGUCUCGACAGGAGGCGCAGUCGCGGUUACAGGGUCAACGGCAUGGCAUGUUCCUGGUUCGGGACUCUUCUACAUGCCCUGGCGAUUAUGUCCUCUCUGUGUCCGAGAAUUCCCGGGUAUCGCACUACAUCAUCAAUUCAUUGCCUAACCGGCGCUUUAAGAUUGGCGACCAGGAAUUUGAUAACUUGCCCGCACUGCUAGAGUUCUACAAGAUUCAUUAUUUGGACACGACAAUACUUAUUGAACCUGCACCCAGGUAUCCAGCACCAGGUACCUGUUGUCCCCUCCCAUCUGCAGAGGAAGAUGUAGAGUAUGUUCGGACUAUGUACGAUUUUCCUGGGAAUGAUGCUGAAGAUCUUCCUUUCAAAAAAGGGGAAAUCUUGGUGAUUUUAGAGAAGCCUGAAGACCAGUGGUGGAGUGCUCGCAACAAAGAAGGGCGUACUGGCAUGAUACCCGUUCCAUAUGUGGAAAAGUUGAUCAAGUCUGCUCUGCAAGGGAAGUAUGGGAACAGGAAUUCUAACAGCUAUGGCAUCCCUGAACCUGCUCAUGCAUAUGCGCAGCCACAGACAACAAGUCCGCAGUUGGCAACUCCAGUUACACCUGGUGCAGUUAUUAAUCCUUUGCCAUCUACACAGAAUGGACCUGUUUAUGCAAAAGCUGUCCAGAAGCGAGUUCCAUGUGCUUAUGACAAAACUGCUUUAGCUUUGGAGAUAUGUCCUUUUAAUUAUUGCUACAACUCCAGUGGUAUUAAAUUGUGUGCACAUCAUGCAAGAAUCAAAAUUCUCAAGUUCUGUUUCCUUCAACUGAUUUUGCAGUGCCGCCUCUUUUGGUAAAACUGUUUGACUGAAGGUUUCUUUAAUUGUAGUCAUCAACAGAAUAAUCUUGGCUCAUUUGUAUGUUGUACUAUGUUUUUUGUCUUGGGUCUGUGUUUGAUGUCUUUACAAGCAUUCACUGUUAUCACUGGCAUGUAUAUAAAUUUUUUUAUGAUUCCUGCCAUGCUUUGCAUUAAUUGCCUUAGUUUCUGUGGUGAUUUCGGAGGUCCUGUCAGCACAGCCAAGAUUGACAUGACUAGUGAUGUGAUAGAUUUGAGAAACUUUGAGGUGCACAUGACAGCUUCUCUAUGCACAUGACAGCUUCUCUACAGGGCACUAUUGUAUUGGCUUUUUGGAAUUCUGCUGAUGGGAGGGAUGAAUGUUAAAGAAUUAUGCUGAAUAUAAAGAACUUUUCUUUGA